GGGAAGUGCUGCUGAACAGCGCCGUCGUGGACGAGAGCAGCGGGGGCAAGCUCACGUACUUCCGCCUGCUGCGGCUGCUCAGGCUGCUUCGCAUCCUGCGCGCCUUCAACAUCCUCCAGCGGGCUCCGAAAGCAGACCUGAGCGCAGAGAUAUUCUACCUCAUCUUCAUUAUUAUUUGUAUUAUAUUCGGCGCUUCUGGAUUGUAUCAGUGGCUGGAGAAUCCAGAGGAGUGUUAUGACACGAGCUUUGUUUUCACUGUGCUGGUAGACGAGUACAACGACCUUGGUUGCGUACAUUUCCACAGGGCCGUCUACUGGUGCACGAUCUCCACCCUGGGGCGGCCGCGCAUAGUGACGGAGAAGGAGCCGGUGUUUCUGAUGCUUAUCGUCCUCGUCUGCCUCGCGUGCUUCCUCAUCCCGACCCAGCUCGCGAAGGUCUGGAGCACCCUGCAGCAGACCAGCAAGGCGCAGCGCACAGAGUACGAGCCGAGCUCGCGCUGGGUGCGCCACCUGGUCGUGGUGGGCCACCUGGAGUUCGCCUCGAUCAACAUGCUGCUCUACGAGUUCUCCCACCCAGACCGCGGCGAGCAGCCCGUGCAGGACCUCCGGGGGGGGGCCCGGCCUCCGCUCGGCGGCGCGCGGGAGGGGGGGG
Messenger RNA from Prorocentrum cordatum, 651 nucleotides. Lineage: Eukaryota; Dinophyceae; Prorocentrales; Prorocentraceae. The record is from the annotation of a GenBank genome assembly.